UCCAGGCCAGUGAAUAAACGAAGAAGCGCGUUACACCUCUCAUCCAUUACUCGAGAUUGGGAUUUAAACGUGAAUCGAGAGAGAAUAUCAGCUCAUACCUUUUAUUCUGCAUAAAACAGGACGCGUAUGCAGCAUAUAGAAGCAUCAUUGUAAAGAAUAUAUUAGUGUCUGCAGCAUUACUGUGUGUUGCAUUCAUCUGCAGAUAUGGACGAGGACAAUCAAGUACCUGAAGACCUGUCCAUAGAGGAGAGGGAUGAACUGACCAACAUACGGCGCAGGAAAAAAGAACUGCUCGAUGAUAUUGAGCGGCUGAAGUUUGAAAUUGCUGAAGUGAUGACAGAAAUCGAGCAGCUCACGUGUGUUGGCGAGAGCAAAACAACACAAAGAAACAAACAAAUUGCCAUGGGACGAAAAAAAUUCAACAUGGACCCCAAAAAAGGGAUCCAGUUUCUGCUUGAGAAUGACCUCCUGCAUCAGACCCCUGAAGACAUCUCUCAGUUCCUGUAUAAAGGAGAGGGCUUGAACAAAACCGUUAUUGGGGAUUACUUAGGGGAACGGGAUGAAUUCAACAUUAAAGUGCUCCAGGCUUUUGUAGAGCUCCAUGAAUUUGCUGACCUCAACCUUGUUCAGGCAUUACGACAGUUUCUCUGGAGUUUCAGACUUCCUGGUGAAGCGCAGAAGAUCGACAGAAUGAUGGAGGCGUUUGCGUCUCGGUACUGCCAGUGCAACCCUGGAGUCUUUCAGUCCACAGACACAUGUUAUGUCCUUUCCUUCGCCAUCAUCAUGUUAAACACUAGCCUUCACAACCCAAACGUCAGAGACAAACCCGCUGUCGAGCGAUUCAUCUCGAUGAACAGAGGCAUUAAUGAAGGAGGAGACCUGCCAGAAGAACUGCUCAGGAACCUGUAUGAGAGCAUCAAGAGUGAACCUUUCAAAAUCCCUGAAGAUGACGGCAAUGACCUCACGCACACUUUCUUCAACCCCGACAGAGAGGGCUGGCUGCUCAAGUUAGGUGGACGAGUGAAAACUUGGAAGAGGAGAUGGUUUAUUCUGACAGACAACUGCUUGUACUAUUUUGAGUACACAACAGACAAGGAACCUCGUGGAAUCAUCCCUCUGGAGAACCUCAGCAUUAGAGAGGUGGAGGAACCCCGCAAACCUAACUGCUUUGAGCUGUACAACUCCAACCAUAAAGGACAGGUGAUAAAGGCGUGUAAGACUGAGGCAGACGGACGGGUUGUGGAAGGGAACCAUGUGGUCUACAGGAUAUCAGCACCAACACCUGAGGAGAAGGAAGAGUGGAUAAAAUCCAUCAAAGCGAGCAUCAGCAGAGACCCCUUCUACGACAUGCUGGCCACCAGGAAGAGACGCAUUGCCAACAAGAAGUGAAAUCCACAUCCAAACUGCUUCCCUAAACCCCAUACACACACGUAACCACAGCCUUCUGGGACAGCCUUUGUGUGAGUAUGUGUCUGAAGGUUUAAAGGAGCCCAACAACUGAAGAAUUCAAUGUUUAUAGUUCCUUUCUUGUGUUUCAAUUAGUAUAAACACACAGCUGUCAUGAUCUGUUUGUAUUUGCAUGGAUGUCGGUUUGUAUACCAGGGUGACUCACUUGAGUCCAAAGGAAGUCGUUUAAAGGCCAAAACAUACUCUAAGAAAGAAUGUGAACGCAGACAGCUACAGUGCACAAUCUAAUAGUUGUGUAGUUGUGUUUCCAAAUGUGCCAGACUGCAGUUCAUAACACAAUGCAAGUAUGUGUCGCAUUCAGCAAUGUUGGCACAAGGGGAGCUAUAACAGACAAUAGUUUGAACGGUUCACGUUCAACUGUGAGUUUCCUCUAAAGCAACUACUGUCAUGGCGGAGCAGCAGUUUGAAGAGAAUAUUACUGAGUUAGAGUCAGUAUAUUUAUAGCAACUCAACUGAAAAAUAACGCAUUUGAAUGACUUUUGAAGGUAACUCUCUCGCCCUCUUGAGAACAGAGGUUUGAUACUGCCACAAUAAAGCCCAAAGUAUACUUCAGUUUUUACGAGUACAUUAGCUUAUGCGUGCAGGUCAAUCCAUCUUUAUGGGUCUAAACUCCUGAAGUCUUUAAUGGCAGUUGUAGCACGCAUACGUUCGCCGCCUGUCUAUGUGCACCAGAGUUUCAGCUAAGAUAUUCUGGUACUGGCUAACGUGUCUGAGAAUAAUAACGUUUACUGGCCAAAAAUGUUUCUAUGAUUUGUUGUUUUAACAUAGCACAGAAGCGGUUAGUUUCCUUCAGGAUCAAAGCACAUGUUUUUUUCGAGCAACAUGAAGUGGUGUAGCUCCAAAGAAUUAUGGCCUUUGGUUUCAUGAAAAAAUAACUGGAACGAAAUUCACCGCUUAUAACCUGUUACACCUCUAAACCCCAAUUUAAUCACACAUGUGAUCCGCUCUGUGCUAUUUAAGGCUUAUUAAUCUUGCUUUUGGCAUUUUAUAUAAUAAAAUGUGCUUCAGCAGCCCAAAAUUGUGUUUCGAAGGCUGCUGAAAAAUGUUUAAUGCUGGAAAAACCCAGUAUAUGGCAGUGAAGCUGUACGUUUGGGGCAUCAAACAAAGGGGUUGCUGAUGCUUCUUGUUAAUAUUUUCACUGGACAUUGUGUCUGACAUUUUUUGAAGGACGUUUUUAAUUUUUUUUUUACGAAAACCCAGAUGCUUGCACAAUCAACCUUUUGAAAGGCCAAACAAUGCUAAUGUACAUGUAAGCAAGCGUAUGCACAAUACCGAAGUAAACUUUGGGCUUAACAUAGAAACACACAUUAAACAUGUUUAACCAGACCAACGUAUGUUUCUGGCCUGAAGGAAUAGUUCACCAAAAAUGACAUUUGUGUCAACCCUCAAGUUGUUCCCAAUUCAUAUCUGUUUUUUAUUUAUGUGGAACAUGAAGGUUGACAUUUUUGAAAGUCGUUACACGCCUCUUGCCACAAAAAAAGCCAUUUAUAAAUGGAUGAACAUGGGCUAGAUGCAAGCUUUGUAGAAGGGCACGAUUAUUAUUAUUGAAUAAUAACUUAACAUUGAGGUCAUAUACCUUCAGGAAUAUAGACUUGGAAUAUAGCGCAUAUAUGGACAUUUUCUAUUUCCUUUUUGGAGCUUGACAGCCCUUGGCCCUAUGAAAUCAUAAAACUGUAAAGAGCUAUGAAAAGAUUAUGAUGAGGGUGGGUAGACAAUGACAGAAUUGUCAUCUUCCUUUAAGAAAUCUCACACAGUGUCUACACUGGAGGCAUCGAAGUAAACAUACUAAAUGACAAGCAGAAAUCACGGACCAAUCAGCUGUGAGAUUGAGUUGACUUCAGGCAACAGAAGUGCACAUGCUGUGAUUAUUGUGUAUAUUGUUUAUGGAAACGUUAUAGCUAUCCUUACCGCUAAAACCUAAAUCUAACCCUAAAGCUAUCCUUGUUAAUCGCAAAUGAGACUCUCUUGGGACUUGGGCUGAUGGGGUGUUUCCUUCUAGACACAGCCAAUGGGAGCGACUGGUGUAGACAGGGUGUCGCUUCACAGAUGUCAGAUACAAAAGCCAUCUAUUCCAAAUGAUACGUGAUCUAUUUACAAUCACUGACCAGCGGUCUGGCAGUGUCAUCAUACAGGGCUCUGAAACGAUACCCCACCAUGCCAUUAUCUCUUAUAUGGUGCUAGAAGACUUCCUGUGUGCGUGUGAUCACACAAGAAGCUUGCAUAGACGUAAAUGUAUCUAACGGUAACACUAAGAGUCUGGAAUCAGCUGGACUGAUUUCAUGAGAAACGCCAAACAUAUGACAUGUAUAGUUUUAGUUAUGUGUACUGGUCCAUUUAAACUUUCCAUUCUGAUUUUGAGUAUAAAAGACACAAUCUACUGUUACGUGUGAUGUUUUGAUGUGAUAUGAAUGAAUUGCUUGCUUUUGUGUUGCCUUUACAAUUAUAGUUAAAUAUCAUUUUGUAUUUAUAUUCUUUGUGAAAUGAUUUUAUUGUACUCCUAAUUGAUCUAGAUAUAAGUUAUGUGUAAAUACUGUAAACAUUUGUCUUAUUUUUUUGUGUAAGUACAAUCUGUAUCAUAUAAAUCUACUGGUAAUUUUCUACAUCAUCUUUAAUGUUAGGGCUCUCUUGCUCAGAAGCCUUAAAAACGAACGUUCUUCUGUCAGGGAAAUUGACCAUGUAAUUCUGGAUUUUUUUUUAUCCAGUAGCCAUUUAUAUGUGUUGUAAAAUAAAGCCCUGUCCUGGGGUGGAAAACUAUCUUCGAUGCUCUUUAGGGCGCCAGAUGAAUUUUAUAUGUCUGUAUAAGCUAUUGGUCAUAUUGUAUAUGAAAUAUGGAUACAUAAAGCUGAAAUUUUCACAAGUGCAUUGUUUUUCCCCACACAUCACAGAGAUUACAAACAUGUGAUCCUACUGAUCGUACUUUAAUAUGACACCAUAUACUUUGAUUUUCUUAUAUUUAUACUACAUAAUAAUACCUCAUAUUAAUAACAAUGGCUUUUAAGAGCUGCUAAAUAUAUUCAAACGUGUAUAUGUACAGAUGACACAUACAAAAUAUCAAUUAUAGAAAGUAAAACAGCUAUGAAAAGCAUUUACAAGAGCAACGUUACAGAUACAAGCACACUGAAACCAUCGGAAAAUAAAAGUUUUGUCUUUUACAUAUAUAUAUAUAUAUAUCGUACUCAUAACUCAUUGUACUGCAGAACUGGUUUCCAAACACCAUGAAAAAUGUAUAUAUAUAAUGCAAACAAAACAAAACUUCAUGACCGUUCAAAAAGAUGUGUCCCAUUAUUUCAGUCCAUUUUAUAUUGACACCAGAAAGGAAACACAUGUCAUGUUUAGAGCUACAGUAAGAAGGGCUAUAAUGUACAGUUGGAUAUACAGUAUGAUCGACAUAUACUGUAAUGUCAGUGUUCUACUUUGAUAUGUUUCUGUUUUUACUGAUCUGCAAUACAUGUU
This is a messenger RNA of Xyrauchen texanus (razorback sucker), 4920 nucleotides long. RefSeq names its product cytohesin-3-like. The coding region runs from base 205 to 1389 and encodes 394 amino acids. Gene Ontology annotation, biological process: regulation of ARF protein signal transduction. NCBI's taxonomy places the organism in Eukaryota, Metazoa, Chordata, Actinopteri, Cypriniformes, Catostomidae. The transcript has 13 exons. Gene Ontology annotation, molecular function: guanyl-nucleotide exchange factor activity. The record is from RefSeq and is a predicted model, not a curated record.